Diaporthe batatas is the source of this 1293-nucleotide messenger RNA. RefSeq lists its product as uncharacterized. The transcript is spliced from 2 exons. Bases 1 to 1293 code for a protein of 430 amino acids. Gene Ontology annotation, molecular function: protein dimerization activity. The record is from RefSeq and is a predicted model, not a curated record. Lineage: Eukaryota; Fungi; Ascomycota; Sordariomycetes; Diaporthales; Diaporthaceae.
AUGCCUCGCACGGCGUUGCCUCCCACGCCGGCCUCCUCCACAGAUAUCGCAGGACAGGAUGGUACCAAGCAGCUGUCACAGCUGCAGAUGUCCUUCGAGCUGCCUCCGCCUGCCAUCAAGUCACGCCCCGCGAGUUCACAACCUGACAAAAUGAACACGCCUGCAUCCCCAGAAUCCCCAGUCUCACCCAAAGCCCCAUUUAGGAUACAGCCUAGUGAGGCUGUCAAGUCGAGGCGGCGGCCGUCCACUGUUGCCGCUGCGAACAAGGAUCCCGACUUCACCCUGCCGCCGCCUCCUACAAGAUCCCGGAAGAUCAUUCAGAUGAAGCCCCGGCCUCACGAGGACAAGAAACUUGCGGAGCCAGCGACGGCAAGCAAGAGCUCGGCCAGCACAUCAGGCCCAAAGAAGAACGCCACUGCGGCGGCCACGAGUGAGAACGGACCGGCAAAGAAGAAGCAGCCAUCUGCCUCUAGUGCUGCUGGUCGGAAGAUUGCAAGGAAGACGGCACACAGCCUCAUCGAGCGGCGGCGGAGGUCCAAGAUGAACGAAGAGUUCGCCGUCUUGAAGGACAUGAUACCAGCUUGUACAGGUGAGAUGCACAAGCUGGCUAUCUUGCAGGCUUCUAUCGAAUACGUCAGGUACUUGCAGGACUGCGUCGAGAAGCUCAAGGCGCAGCAGCAUCUACCAGCCCCCCAGUCCACGCCCGAGAUGGAAGGGAUAUCAACUCCAUCAGGCCGAGAGCAGUACUGCCCAGACCACGAGUACCGCCAAGCCUACUCCGAGGAGCAGCACUCACCAGACGUCGAGAUGACCGGCUCAGAGGACGCCCCAUCGCCGACCUAUACCAACCGCCCGUCGUCAGCCACGACCUCGGCGUCCCACCAGCCCUCCGUCUCCCCGGCGCUGAGGGCCCAGGACCCCUCGGCGGGCCGCCACGACUCCUACGUGUCUAUUUCGACUGCCGCGGCAGAGCACCACAGGCAUUACAGCUACAGCAGCGCCACGACGUCGCCAGCGUUUGGGCCCAUGGCAGGUGGGUACGGCGCGGCGGCAUACGCCCCAAGCAACCAUUCGGCCGUCGGGUCGGCGUUGACGAGCCCCGCACUGGGACCGCUGAGGGAGCGGGACCUGGACCAGGAGGCCAUGGCCGCCCUGCUGAUGCUGAACAACGACCGGCGGGGCACCGUGUCGAGUACGGCCGGGUCAUCAAGCAGCGCUGCUGGGGCCGCCGGUGGCGGUGCUACUGCCAGCUCAGGGAGGGGGAUGAGUGUAAGAGACCUGCUGAGUACUUGA